Messenger RNA from Sceloporus undulatus (fence lizard), 3436 nucleotides. It is a transcript of the gene CDH9, whose product is annotated as cadherin 9. NCBI's taxonomy places the organism in Eukaryota, Metazoa, Chordata, Lepidosauria, Squamata, Phrynosomatidae. Gene Ontology annotation, molecular function: calcium ion binding; cadherin binding. The record is from RefSeq and is a predicted model, not a curated record. The coding region runs from base 426 to 2801 and encodes 791 amino acids. Gene Ontology annotation, cellular component: catenin complex; adherens junction; plasma membrane. The transcript has 12 exons. Gene Ontology annotation, biological process: adherens junction organization; multicellular organism development; calcium-dependent cell-cell adhesion.
UCCAAACCUCCUCACAUUUGAGCACUGACUGCAGCUUCACCAGCAGCAAUAGCUCUUCAUCUGUGAGGGACGUUUCUUAUUAAUCAGGGCUUUGGAAUGGAAGCCAAUCAGACAGAGGGUACCUUUGGCUUCAGUUUCCUAGUUGCCUAAGUUAAAAGUGAUGCAGAGAGAGAGAGGAGAGAGAAGGGGAAAGGAAGCACUGAGUACAGACAGCGACAGCACGGGAGCUAACUGUAACAGGCAGAGAAGAGAGAAGGAGGCACUCCAUCAGCUGUGGACAGCAGAGCACUGAACGAAGCUAUAGGCAUUGUCACCAGAGAUCAGGAAGAUCGUAUGAAAGAGGAAUACAAUAUUAUUUUAUCAGAAUUCUUCUGACUGGAGCAAGAAGCAUACUGAGCCUAGUCCAUAUUUGACAGAAGGCACAAAUGAUGAGAACUUGUUACUGCUUGCCAUUUCUAAUCUGGACCUGGAUGUUUCAUGAGUCACUCACUUCACCAUCACCAAAAAGGACUAGCAUGUAUUUGCAAACUGAAAGGAUAAUGGGUCUAUCGAAGAAUCAUGGAAAAGCGUUGCAUCGAACCAAGCGGGGAUGGAUGUGGAAUCAGUUUUUUUUACUGGAAGAAUACACUGGUCCAGAUACUCAGUAUGUGGGCAAGCUGCACACUGACCAAGAUAAAGGAGAUGGAAAUUUAAAAUACAUAUUAACAGGAGAUGGGGCUGGCAGUCUAUUCGUUAUAGAUGAAAAUACAGGAGAUAUUCAUGCAGCAAAAAGGCUGGACAGAGAAGAAAAGUCCCUGUAUAUACUCCGUGCCAAGGCUAUAGACAGAAAUACUGGUAGACAAGUGGAGCCAGAAUCAGAAUUUAUCAUUAAAAUCCAUGAUAUCAAUGACAACGAACCUAAAUUUACCAAGGACAUUUAUACAGCCAGUGUUCCUGAAAAAUCUGUAGUUGGCACUUCUGUUAUUCAAGUGACAGCUACAGAUGCUGAUGAUGCCAACUAUGGCAACAGUGCCAAAGUUGUAUAUAGCAUCCUCCAGGGCCAGCCAUACUUCUCAGUGGAUCCAGAAACAGGCAUCAUCAAGACUGCUUUGCCAGACAUGAGCAGAGAAAACAGAGAGCAGUACCAAGUGGUCAUCCAGGCAAAAGACAUGGGAGGCCAGAUGGGCGGAUUAUCAGGAACCACUACAGUGAACAUCACGCUGACUGACGUCAAUGACAAUCCACCUCGAUUCCCCCAGAGCACCUAUCAGUUCACCUCUCUGGAGUCUGCACUGCUUGGGACUUCACUUGGAAGAAUAAAAGCCAAUGACCCCGAUGUGGGUGAAAAUGCUGAGAUUGAGUACAGCAUUGCUGCCGGCGAUGGAUCAGACAUGUUUGAUAUCAUCACUGACAAGGACACACAGGAAGGGAUUAUAACUGUCAAAAAGCAAUUAGAUUUUGAAAAGAAGAAUCUUUAUAUCUUAAAAGUGGAAGCAGCCAAUACUCAUCCUGACCCACGUUUUUUCUACUUGGGACCAUUUAAGGACUCAGCUUUGGUUAAAGUUUAUGUAGAAGACAUAGAUGAACCACCAGUAUUUAGCAUACCUUCAAACUUAAUAGAAGUAGAUGAAGAUGCCAAGGAAGGAAGUAUCAUUGGACAAGUGAUAGCUCAAGAUCCAGAUGCUGCAAGGAACAUAAUAAAAUAUUCUUUGGAUCGUCACACUGAUUUAGACAGAAUAUUCAACAUCCAUUCAGCAAAUGGAUCCAUAUUUGUCUCAAAGACACUUGAUCGAGAAGCUGCUCCAUGGCACAACCUUACUGUCAUAGCAACAGAAAUCAGUAAUCCCAAACAAAGUACCCAAGCACCCAUCUUCAUCCGGAUUCUAGAUAUAAAUGAUCAUGCACCAGAAUUCGCCAAAUACUAUGAAACGUUUGUUUGUGAAAAUGCCAAAGCCGGACAGCUCAUACAAACCAUUAGUGCAAUGGACAAAGAUGAGCCACCUCGUGGACACAAAUUUUUUUUUGAGCUGGUGCCAGAAUACACAGUCCAUCCAAACUUCUCUGUUGUAGACAACAAAGAUAACACAGCAGGCAUCAUCACAAGAAGGAAUGGAUACAACCGCCACAAAAUGAACACCUAUCUCCUGCCAGUGAUAAUAUUUGAUAAUGACUACCCCAUCCAAAGUAGUACUGGCACACUGACUAUCAGGGUGUGUGCCUGUGACAGCCGAGGAAACAUGCAGUCAUGCAAUGCUGAAGCUCUGCUCCUUCCUGCGGGCCUCAGUACAGGUGCACUUAUUGCUAUUCUCCUCUGCAUCAUUAUUCUUCUCGUUUUAGUUGUUCUGUUUGCAGCCAUGAAGAGGCAGAGGAAGAAAGAGCCCUUGAUCAUUUCCAAGGAUGAUGUCCGAGACAAUAUUGUGACCUACAAUGAUGAAGGAGGAGGGGAGGAAGAUACCCAAGCUUUUGACAUUGGCACACUAAGAAAUCCUGAAGCCAGAGAAGAAAGUAAAAUGAGAAGAGAUGUGAUGCCAGACACUAUUUUUCAGAUAAGGAGGACUGCACCUCUGUGGGAAAACAUUGAUGUCCAAGAUUUUAUCCAUAGAAGGCUAAAGGAAAAUGAUUUGGAUCCAACUGCACCUCCCUAUGAUUCUUUAGCAACCUAUGCAUAUGAAGGGAAUGAUUCUAUAGCAAAUUCACUUAGCUCUUUGGAAUCACUUACUACAGAUGGCAGUACUCAAGAUUAUGAUUACCUCAGUGAUUGGGGACCUCGAUUUAAAAAAUUAGCAGAUAUGUAUGGUGGAGAUGAGAGUGACCAAGACUAAUAUCCCCAUCCAUUGGUUGCAUUGCAGAUAAGGAACUCUGCGACAUGAACAGCAGAUUCAUCCUUCUUUCAGAGACAGUAAUUCUGUGCAGAUACCACCAAUACAUUUCCAGAGUAUUCCUUGGGAUUGUAAAGAGUAUGAAAUGGUAGCUCUACAUGGAAGGAGCUCCAUGCUUACACUGUGGAUAGUGGAGCAUUGGACUGUGUCCAAGGAAUAGCAUUUUGUGACUUAGACAGUGUUGAUGGAAUUAAUGCCUCUGUAACUAGAUAAAAGUGGCCUACAUUCUCUUACUUGGAAAAAUACAAAAAAUAUAUAUAGGUGUUUGUCUUAGUAAGAGUUUGCUGAAUAUAUCAACGUGAAUGAAAUUGGUUAAGACCUUUUUUUAGAAAAAAGAAAACAAAACUAUACUUCACGCACUCUGCCUAAGGUGUUGGAAAGAAAGAUACCUAGAAAGGCUUUUUGUGCCUUUUGUAAUGCGUUGAAAAGUUUGACUUUUUCUAAAGGAACACUUUGCUUCACUUUUACUACUACUGUUUGGAACAAUCUUAUAAUGUACCUAUCUUAUAAUGUAAUCUGAGUACACUUUAAAAAUAAGAAUGAAUAUUACUGCCAUAUUUAUUGAGUAAAAGAAUGUC